This is a messenger RNA of Beta vulgaris subsp. vulgaris (sugar beet), 2151 nucleotides long. Its product is annotated as carotene epsilon-monooxygenase, chloroplastic. Gene Ontology annotation, cellular component: chloroplast. The record is from RefSeq and is a predicted model, not a curated record. The transcript is spliced from 10 exons. NCBI's taxonomy places the organism in Eukaryota, Viridiplantae, Streptophyta, Magnoliopsida, Caryophyllales, Amaranthaceae. Gene Ontology annotation, molecular function: iron ion binding; heme binding. Gene Ontology annotation, biological process: carotenoid biosynthetic process. The coding region runs from base 73 to 1704 and encodes 543 amino acids.
GUAAACCCGCCAAUUUAAUCCAAAACUUCUAAAGGUCCGUUUGGCAAACCUCCACAUCCUCAUUUCAAUUCAAUGUCAUCCUCUUUCUCCUUCACACCUUUCUCUCUCCUCCCCAAACCCAACCCAACUCGUUCACACUCACACCCCAUAAAAUUCUCCCUUUCUCAACCACAACCACAACCACCACCCAACCCAAAACCCCCAAAAAACCCAAAAUUCAAGUCAUGGGUUAGCCCAGAUUGGCUGACUUCACUAACUCGGACUCUAACCUUCAACCAAGAUGAUUCGGGUAUACCCAUUGCAAGUGCUAAGCUUGAAGAUGUGUCAGAGCUUCUUGGUGGGGCCCUUUUUCUUCCCCUUUUUAAAUGGAUGAAUGCAUAUGGACCCAUUUAUCGUUUGGCUGCUGGGCCCCGCAAUUUUGUGAUUGUUAGUGACCCUGCCAUUGCUAAGUAUGUUUUGAGGAAUUAUGGUACCAAGUAUGCUAAGGGUCUUGUUGCUGAAGUUUCUGAGUUUCUCUUUGGUUCUGGUUUCGCAAUUGCUGAAGGCCCUCUGUGGACGGCGAGGCGCAGGGCUGUUGUUCCAUCACUCCACAAGAAGUAUCUCUCUGUAAUAGUUGAAAGGGUAUUUUGCAAAUGUACUGAAAGGAUGGUGGAGAAGCUGAAAGCCAGUGCAGCCAACGGUACUGCUGUGAACAUGGAAGCUGUUUUUUCACAACUUACACUUGAUGUCAUUGGCCUAUCAUUGUUCAAUUACAACUUUGAUGCGCUUACCACUGAUACUCCUGUAAUCGAUGCUGUUUACACUGCACUGAAAGAGGCAGAGGCUCGUUCCACUGAUAUCUUACCUUAUUGGAAGAUUAACGCCUUGUGUAAAGUUAUUCCGAGACAAAUAAAAGCCGAGAAAGCAGUUGAGAUCAUCAGAGAAACUGUUGAACAACUUAUUGCAAAAUGUAAAGAGAUUGUGGAAGCUGAAGGUGAAAUGAUAGAUAAUGAAGAAUAUGUCAAUGAUGCAGAUCCAAGUAUACUACGUUUCUUGCUGGCUAGCAGGGAGGAGGUCUCAAGCAAACAAUUGCGUGAUGACCUCUUGUCAAUGCUAGUUGCUGGGCAUGAAACUACUGGUUCUGUGUUAACGUGGACAGUGUAUCUUCUUAGUAAGAAUCCUUCUUCUUUGUCAAAAGCGAAGGACGAAGUUGACAGAAUUCUACAGGGAAGGCUUCCUUCAUAUGAAGACACUAAAGAACUCAAAUAUGUGACACGUUGCAUUGCAGAGUCGAUGCGUCUGUAUCCCCAUCCUCCAGUUUUACUGAGAAGAGCUCAAAUUGCCGACACACUUCCUGGAGAUUACAAGGUCAAUCCUGGUCAAGAUAUUAUGAUAUCAGUAUAUAAUAUCCAUCAUUCUUCCCAGGUGUGGGAAAGGGCUGAAGAGUUUAUUCCAGAAAGGUUUGAUUUGGAGAGUCCAGUUCCUAAUGAAUCAAAUACUGAUUACAGGUAUAUACCAUUUAGUGGAGGGCCUCGUAAGUGUGUAGGAGACCAGUUUGCUUUAUUGGAAGCAAUUGUAGCUCUUGCAAUCCUUCUUCAGAAUAUGGAUUUUGAGUUGGUCCCAGAUCAGGAUAUUACUAUGACUACUGGAGCAACUAUUCAUACGACAAAUGGUUUGUACAUGAAACUAUCAGAACGUGCAAGAGAACCUCAAUUUGCUACAUGAUUUGUAGGUGCCAGUUUCCUGAUUUUCUUCUUAGUUCCUUGCUGAUGGGAUGUUCGAUUCAUGUUAAGGGACUAAAGGAGGAGUAUAAUUGUUCUACAACUCGGGAUAGAAGUGAUGUUCUGCCUCUGUGUCCACUGUCCAAGCCUCUAGGACAGAGUUAGUAGCUCCAAAUUCUCAGUCACUGCUGCAAAGCAGAGUAAUUUCAGUACUGGCUGCUGAAGCAGUGAUAUUACAGCGCACGAACUGGGUAAUAAAUUGCUAAUAGUUAUAAGAUUCUUGUACGCAUUUUGAUUGUGUAGUAGUUAAGCCUUAAUAAUACAUUUGUAUCCCCAGUUCCAAAGAAGGGGGAGAAAGAAAAGCAUGUUUUGAGAUUUCUCUGAAGCUUGCUUUACCCUGUAACAAGAUGUAAAUGAUAUCUACACGGACACACGGUUACACCUUUUAUCA